AUUAUUCGUGAGGCAGUUUGACCCUCUUGGUUUUCUGUCCAGUCCUUUUGAUAGGCUAGUAUAAGAGCAUCUGUAGAAAACGUUUUGAUUAAGCGGCGAUUUAAAUCAAGUUUAUACUUUCACAAUGACCUGCGUGUGUGUGGAGCCGUUACUAGAGUCAGAGCCGUGAACGAACGAAUGUAGGUUGUCAUCAGAUCUGCACGGUAAUGCAGAGUCGGUGCUUGCGCUGUUGCUGUGGUUACAGUGAUCCCGUGAGACAUGCCUGCAAAAUGGGACCACCGCACACGCGUGGGAGCUGCUAUCGAUCAGCAAUUAUCAGAAGCGCCUAGGAUUGCACCGCAGCCUUUCACAAGAAGGCUGAACACCAUUACUCAUGCAGUUCCAGAUUUUGUGCUGGUAUGGGAGGAGAGCUUGGAGGAACAAGAGCCCAAGGAUACCCUGAUCCCCAGAGAAGAGCAAAAAGAUAAGAAGGCUCUGUGCAAGGAGAAGUGGAGAAAGACAUUCCUGUUUAAUCUCUGCAGGGCUGGCUUGAGGACGGAGGAGGAAGUCACUACGAGUGCAAAGGAGAAGAUCCAUUACUUUAAAAUCAGCGCUCCCUUUGAGGUUCUGGGUUUCUACGCUGAAGAGCUCCGAAUGUUGUGCCCUCUUAAGGUUUGUUCUCGCGUCUACGAGCCCACCACUCUGAAACUGUUGAGGAAGCUCGGGCUCCCGAACCCCUUCUACGAGAACGUGCCCAACCAGCCCCCAAACUUCUACAUGUGCCCCUUCAGCCGGGCCAGGUUCAAGAGGUUUCACGGCAGUAAAAAUCCAGAGACUUUCUUCACCGCCACACAGAGGCAGAGAAUAGUGUACGAGGUGUUAAGAAGAACUCCCUAUGGGAAAGGGAGGAGUGACCAGAUUGGAAUAAACAAAUUGCUGAACAGAUUGGUGUUCUCAGCUGCCUAUCCUCUUCAUGAUUGUCCCGACAUCCUGCCCGAUCUCACUGUCCCACCAGAGCAGCUGAACAGCAGGCAGAUCCUGGGCCACUACUGGGCAAACUGGUGGAAGUGGUACAAGUACCAGCCUGUGGAGCACAUCCGACACUACUUCGGAGAGAGGGUGACUUUCUACUUUGUGUGGCUAGGUUUUUACACCUCCUGGCUGGUACCUGCUUCCCUGGUGGGGAUCCUGGUCUUCAUAUACGGAGCACUUAACGUCUCCAGUGACAUCCCAGUGGCUGAGCUGUGUGAGAGCGGGGACACCUUUAAGAUGUGCCCCCUUUGUGACAACUGCGAGAUCUGGAGCCUGUCCAUUGCUUGUAAACUGACUAAGUUGAGCUACUUGUCUGACCACCCGGGCACCGUGCUGUACAGCGUCUUCAUCUCCUUCUGGGCAGUGCUGUUCCUGGAGGCCUGGAAGAGGAAGAGCAAGUCCUUGAGUUACCACUGGAACAGCACCAGCAUGGGCUACGAGGAGGAGCCUGUGCUCCCCGAAUAUGCAGCACUGGCGCCCCGGACCGGCCUGCACGAACCCUACCUCCCCCUCAAGACUCGAUUCCCGCGCAUCUUCACAGCCUAUUCCGUCGUCGCAAUGAUGCUGACUGUGGUCCUCAUCUAUCUCGUGGCCAUCAUCAUAUAUCGCAGCAUUGUCACCGUUGUUCUGUUCCGGUCUGAAAUCACAGUGCUGAAAACACAGGCCGCUAUGAUCGCUGGAACGAGCGGAGCUGUGGUGCAACUAAUCCUGAUUGUAAUUAUGGAGCGGGUCUACACAGGGCUGGCAGUGCAGCUCACACACUGGGAGACCCCCCGCACCCAGUCCCAGUAUGAAGACUCCUUCUCUUUCAAAGUCUUCGUGUUUCAGGUGGUGAACCUCUACUCCUCUUCCGUCUACGUGGCUUUCUUCAAAGGCAGGUUUAUAGGCUACCCUGGGCAUUACGGACACCUCAUGCAGGUCCGAAACGAAGAGUGCGGCCCAGGGGGGUGUCUGGUGGAACUGACCCAGCAGCUGAUAGUCAUCAUGAUCGGGAGACAGAUUCUGAGUAACAUCACGGAGCUGGCUGUCCCGAAGCUCCGAUCCUACCUGCUGAGACGGAGGACCGGGCUGACUGACCACAGCCUGGAGCAGCCCUGGGAGCAGGACUUCAAGCGGGACGGGUUUGAUGGGCUGCUCCCGGAGUACCUGGAGAUGGUGCUGCAGUUCGGCUUCAUCACGAUCUUCGUGGCAGCCUUUCCGCUCGCCCCUCUCUUCGCUCUGAUCAAUAACUGGAUGGAGAUCCGGCUGGACGCGCGCAAGCUGCUGCUGGACGUGCGGAGGCCCGUCGCGGAGAAGGCUCACAACAUCGGAGUGUGGUUCAGCAUCCUGGAGGUGCUGGCCAAGCUGUCUGUCAUCAGCAACGCAGUCCUGAUAACGUUCAGCUCCGAGUUCCUCCCGCGCAUGCUCUACAAGAUCAGCCACGACGGGGACCUGAGAGGCUACGUCAACUUCUCGCUGGCAUACGCUCCCCUGGACUACACCGACACCCACAACAGCACCGCGUGCAGGUACCGGGCGUUCCUCAGCGCCUCUGGGGACUCUACGCUGUUCUCCUGGAGGCUGCUGGCCAUGCGUCUGGGUUUCAUGGUCAUGUUUGAGCACGUGGUCCUGACGGUUCAGUGUCUGAUUGACUGGCUGGUGCCGGACGUCCCGCUGUCUGUAGAGAUGCGCUUGAAGCAGGAGCAGCACAUCAGCAGGAACCUGCAGGGGGAGGAGCCCUGGAUACCCACACAGAAGCGGGACGACAGGGGUGUCUCGUCGAGCUCCGAGACGGAAGUGUAGGGCUGGGUCUGUCUGCAGCUCCCAUUGCAGCCCGAAUGAAAGAAACUCCUCAGCCACUGCCAGAGCUAGCUGUACUUCUGAUUUAUAAAAGACAUAUCAAUGUUUGUAUUCGUUUUUUCUUUCUUUUUUAUAUAUAUAUAUAUAUAAUUACUAAAGGGUGAUAUACAGCGGUCAUCCUAAUGCAGCGAUUCUCAACCCCGGUCCUGGGGACCCUUGUCCUGCUGGUUUUUGUUCCAACCGAGCCCUCAAUUACUUAAUUGAACCCUUAAUUGAACUAUAAUUUGCCUAAUCUGAGCUUUUUAAUUAUUUUAAACAGUUGGAGGUUCCAAGUUAAAUAUAAAAUUAUAUAAGCAACUUGAAUUCUCCAACUUUUUGUAAGCUAAUCAAUUAAGCAAUUAAGGACAGCGUAAUUCAACCAAGAACACACCACAAGCAGGCUGGUUCAGAUUUCUUUAAACGUUUUUAUUUGGAGUACGAAAAAUGUCCAUUCACGGCUGUGACCGAUGGAGUUGCAUAUUUCCUCCAGCAGGUAUUCCCUUUAAAGCCAGCAGUGUUCUUUUUAUGUUUUUUUUUUUUUCAUAUCCUUCUUUUUAAACAAUCUAGUAUUUAAUUACACCCUUCCUCAAUCAUCCCCUUUCUUUAUUCAUCAAUUUUGCAUUUAACAUGGCAAAACCGACUGACCUAGCAGAAACGAAAAAAAAAAAAAAAACACUACAAAAGAGAGAGCUGAUCGUUCUAUUUUAAAAUGUAUUACAAAAAUCAAACUGAAAUAUAUAUAUACUGUUGUCAUUUUUUUUGUUUUAGUUUGGUGUUGCACGUUUGUUUUCUACGACCAAAAAAAAAAAAAAAGCUGAGACAUCAGGACCUGAAUUCAGUGCAAUGGUGGCAUCAACAUGACCCAGAGAACAUAUAAAUAAGACAUCGAUUUCAACACAAAAACAAACACACACACCCCAGUGUAACACUUUAUAAAAGAAAGGCUUCUGCCUCUCCCCAGAGACGGGCGCUCCCACUUCAUAGCAUCUUUGAUCCAUUCCGGAUUUAACUGUAACCUGAUCCACACGCUAGAAAUACAAAAUAAAACUUGAAAA
Molecule: messenger RNA, 3884 nt
Organism: Acipenser ruthenus (sterlet)
Lineage: Eukaryota; Metazoa; Chordata; Actinopteri; Acipenseriformes; Acipenseridae
Product: anoctamin-7-like
Exons: 23
Coding region: 259-2793 (844 amino acids)
Biological process (GO): chloride transmembrane transport
Cellular component (GO): plasma membrane
Molecular function (GO): protein dimerization activity; chloride channel activity
Source: RefSeq, a predicted model, not a curated record